This is a messenger RNA of Nothobranchius furzeri (turquoise killifish), 974 nucleotides long. RefSeq names its product COP9 signalosome subunit 8 (gene cops8). Gene Ontology annotation, cellular component: COP9 signalosome. Gene Ontology annotation, biological process: COP9 signalosome assembly; protein deneddylation. The record is from RefSeq and is a predicted model, not a curated record. Lineage: Eukaryota; Metazoa; Chordata; Actinopteri; Cyprinodontiformes; Nothobranchiidae.
CAGCGUGCCGAGCCGUUAUCUUUAAUCCGCUUUUAAGCUCACCGGAAGCCCGUCAGCAUCAUCAUGCCUGCUGCUGUAACUAUGGAGGAACAGUUUGAUAAAUUAUUAGAGCAGUCUGAAGCUCAGGAGCUGGAGGCUCCAGGGGGCGUCGCGACACCGCAGGUGUACGCGCAGCUGCUGGCUCUGUACCUGCUCAACAACGACAUGAACAACGGCCGGUAUCUCUGGAAGAGGAUACCCCAGGCGAUAAAAUCUGCUAACCCUGAGCUAGCAGCCAUUUGGGCUGUCGGCCAGCACAUUUGGCAGAGAGAUUUUCCAGGAAUCUACACGGCCAUCGCAGCUCACCAGUGGUCGGAGAACAUUCUUCCAGUCAUGGAGGCCCUUCGAGAGAGCACACGGCAGCGGGCGUACAGCCUGGUGGCUCAGGCGUACACGUCCAUUGCUGUGGAGGACUUCGCUGCCUUCGUGGACUACUCGGUGGAUGAGGCAGUAAAAGGAGUGUUGAGUCAAGGCUGGCAGGCAGAUCCCACCACCAGGAUGGUCAUGCCCAAGAAGCCAGAUCCUCCUCCGGUCGCCCUGGUUCCAAACGAGCAGCAGUUGGCCAGACUCACCGACUAUGUGGCCUUCCUGGAGAACUGAAGCUUCAGCUGCAGAGUUUCACCUGUUUGGUACCGAAGAAGACGGGUUUGGACGGACUCUUGGUCCAUCCUGAAAGACCUGGCUCUCCCGGUGGAGAAUGUUCUGGUUCACUGGGAGUUUAUCGAGUCGGAGACUCGUUUUUCUCCUCUCCCUCUUGUCAUGAUGUGUACAUUUGGGUCUGAGCUCAAAGUGUUUCUGACUGUUUUUGUUUCCAGCAUAAUAAACUCGUCCCUCACAAAUGCUUUAUUCAGGUUCAGCAGCUAAAAGUUAGCAGGAGUCCUGCCUGACCUCGUAUUUAAGUUGCUGUUGAUGAAUAAAUAUUCUGCUGUUUCUAA